Megalobrama amblycephala (Wuchang bream) is the source of this 2230-nucleotide messenger RNA. Its product is annotated as gastrula zinc finger protein XlCGF8.2DB-like. The transcript is spliced from 2 exons. NCBI's taxonomy places the organism in Eukaryota, Metazoa, Chordata, Actinopteri, Cypriniformes, Xenocyprididae. Bases 50 to 1162 code for a protein of 370 amino acids. The record is from RefSeq and is a predicted model, not a curated record. Gene Ontology annotation, biological process: regulation of DNA-templated transcription. Gene Ontology annotation, molecular function: DNA-binding transcription factor activity, RNA polymerase II-specific; RNA polymerase II cis-regulatory region sequence-specific DNA binding.
AGAAACAUUCAGAGUCAAACAUGAAGAUACUGAGGAACAAACAGGCCUGAUGAAGCUGAAAGAGGAGAGUCAAGACAUGAACGAAAUAGAAGAGAAAAAUCAGGAUGAGAAAUGUCAUGAUUUCAUGACUGGGGAAAAAUCUGUUAGUUCCUCACAGACUCAUAAAACAGAUUCUAGAAACCUCCAGAUAAGAGUUCACACUGGAGAGAGCUCUUUGACCUGCCAACAGUGUGGAAAGAGUUUCAGUCGAAAAGGAAGCCUUAAAGUCCACAUGAGAAUUCACACUGGAGAGAACCCUUUCAUUUGCACUCAGUGUGGAAAGAGAUUUAGACAGAAAAAUACCCUUGAUACCCACUUGAAAGUUCACACUGGAGAGAAGCCUCACACCUGCCAACAGUGUGGAAAGAGUUUCAGUCGAAAAGGAAGCCUUAAAAUCCACUUGAGAGUUCACACUGGAGAGAAGCCAUUCAUAUGCACUCAGUGUGGAAGGAGAUUUAGAUAUAAAGAAAGCCUUAGAGCCCACAUGACAGUCCACAGUGAAGAGAAGCCAUUCAUAUGCUCUCAGUGUGGAAAGAGAUUUAGACAGAGAACAUACCUUAAUGCCCACUUGACAGUUCACAAUGGAGAGAAGCCUCACACCUGCAAUCUGUGUGGGAAGAGCUACACAGUGAAAGGAAAUCUGAAGACUCACAUGAAAGUACACACAGAAGAGAAGCCGUUCAUAUGCUCUCAUUGUGGAAAGAGUUUCAGACAUAAAGAAAGUUUUAAUAAUCACAUGAGGAUUCACUCGGGGGAGAGUCUUUUUAAAUGUCAUCAGUGUGAAAGGAGUUUCACUGACAGUAAUCACCUUCAGAAUCAUGUAAAAAAUCACACCGCAGUGAAACCUUACAUAUGCCGUCAGUGUGGAAAGAGUUUCACAUACAGAGCAAACCUUGAGGAUCACAUGAGAAUCCACACUGGAGAGAAGCCUUUCACCUGCCCUCAGUGUGGAAAGAGCUUCACGGUUAAAGGAACCCUAAAGAUUCACAUUAGAGUUCACACUGGAGAGAAGCCUUACAAGUGUCUGGAGUGUGAAGAGUGUUUCACACGUCACACAGAACUGAAACGGCAUUUGCAAACUCAUGUAACGACUGAGACAAAUCAGACAAUAUUAAACAAAUAAUUUUUUAAAACUCACUCUGAGGUCACGUUUUAUUGUGCUGAAGUAUGUGUUUCCACAGAAGAGCAGAGACACAUUGAAAACCUUCAAAACAGACUUUCCUGCAUUAAUAUAUAGACAGGCUGUUCGUAAAUGAACAUGCAUAUUCAUAGGACAUGGCAUCCAUUAUUACCGUUUGUGUAUUAUCUCUUGUUUUUUGUAUUCAGUGAUGUAUGCAUAUUUUAUGAUAAGAACCCAUGGUUAAUGUAAACUCACCUAUACCAAGUUUGGUGUCUACGAGUUUGUAUUUUGAAGAUUUAAAUGAUAUGAUAUAUUGAUAGCUAUGCAACAUAUCAGUAUUACAAGAAUCUUUAAUAGUUUCUUCAAAACAACUCAGCCAGUUUAACAUGCAGAUCCCCUGCCACAAACGCAAGGGCUUGUGAAAAAAGCCCCCACAGGAGGAAUGUUGUCGCUCUGAAACCCAACCUUCUCAUUGGUCAGGUCAACCGUAAGAGGUGUGACUUCGACCUGAGGUUAAAAGCCAGCACACAAUGCUCAUUCCUCUCUCUCUUGCUUUGACGGACUGACGCCCUGCAGGGCGACCUCUUCAGGUCAUGGCCUGUAGUCCUAAACCUGCACCCCAGCCAUGUGCUCAUCUAGAAGGGAAAAAGAACUCUUUCCUACUACAAGAGUCAAAUUAACAGCUUAAGUUGUUUCAUAUUUCUUCACCCAAAGCAGAAGAUAUUGAUUAUGACUUAGGACCAAACCAUCAAGGAUUUCUCCUCAGCCUGCAGAUCCGAUGCUCCUCAACAGAGUAAAGACAUUUUCCAAGUAUCGUACAUUUGAACACUAAACAGUGAUUUAGUACUAAUUUGUGAACCACCUUUGUUAGCAAAGGUGCUUUAUUACUGAGAAAAAAAGAUGAUGAAUCUUUUCCAGAUUGUUUUUGACUUUUUCCCAUAGCUCCAUUUUCUGUCCCACUUACGGUUCAACUCUAUCAUUGCUCAUUUUUACCUAUGUAUGUGUGUGACCUGAGUGUAUGUUAGUUUAGUUAUGUGUUCAUGAUUUAGUUAAUAAAACUUGUGUACAAUA